AUGACGAUCCCAGAUGAGGUUGACAUUAUCGUGGCCGGAGGAGGCUCGUGCGGGUGUGUCGUCGCUGGUCGACUGGCGGCCCUCGACAGGAACCUCAAGGUCUUGUUGAUCGAGGGAGGAGAGAACAACCUCAACAAUCCAUGGGUUCCAAUGCCUGGCAUAUACCCCAAAAACAUGAAGCUCGACUCAAAGACCGCUUCUUUCUACCACUCGAGACCUUCCAAAUGGUUGGGUGGACGUAGGGCUAUUGUGCCAUGUGCCAACAUCCUCGGCGGCGGAUCUAGUAUCAAUUUCAUGAUGUACACACGAGCUAGUGCCUCCGACUAUGAUGACUUCCAGGCCGAGGGAUGGAAGACCAAGGAACUCAUUCCACUGAUGAAAAAGCAUGAGACGUACCAGCGUUCCUGUAAUAAUCGUGACAUUCAUGGUUUUGAGGGUCCUAUCAAGGUCUCAUUUGGCAACUAUACGUACCCAAUUGCAUGGGACUUUCUACGUGCCACUGAAUCACAGGGCAUCCCCACCACCGACGAUCUGGAGGACCUGACGACCGGGCACGGUGGUGAACAUUGGCUCAAAUGGAUCAAUAGGGACACGGGCCGUCGUUCGGACUCAGCCCAUGGAUACAUCCAUUCGAACAUGAGGAACCAUGACAACCUCUACUUGAUGUGCAACACCAAGAUCGACAGAGUCAUUAUCGAAAAUGGCCGUGCCACAGCGAUCCGCACGGUGCCCAUGAAGCAGCUUGAUGCAAACCAGGUACAGGAAAAAGUCAUCAAAGCCCGCAAGCAGAUCGUCAUCUCCUGCGGCACUCUCAGCACACCGUUGGUGCUCCAGCGAUCUGGCAUUGGAGACCCCCAGAAACUCCAGAAAGCCGGCGUGAAAUGCCAAGUUGACUUGCCCGGCGUUGGUCUCAACUUCCAAGACCACUACCUUACCUUCUCGGCCUACCGUGCCAAGCCUGACACUGAGAGCUUCGAUGACUUUAUCAGAGGUGAUCCCGAGACGCAAAAGAAGGUCUAUGACCAGUGGCAACUUAAUGGCACGGGUCCGCUUGCCACUAAUGGCAUCGAAGCCGGCGUCAAGGUCAGACCUACCGAGGAGGAGCUGUCUCAGGACUACAUGAAGGAAUUCCGUCCCGGCUGGGACAGCUACUUCAAGCACAAGCCUGACAAGCCUGUCAUGCAUUACUCCGUCAUCUCUGGCUUCUUCGGAGAUCACAUGCUCAUGCCGCAGGGCAAAUUCUUCUCCAUGUUCCACUUCUUGGAAUAUCCAUUCUCGCGCGGCAGCACGCACAUCCUCUCGCCUGAUCCAUACGAUGCUCCAGACUUCGACGCCGGCUUCAUGAACGACGAGCGUGAUAUGGCACCCAUGGUCUGGGGCUACAUUAAGUCCCGAGAGACAGCUCGCCGUAUGGACGCGUAUGCUGGAGAGGUCACUGAUAAGCAUCCAUUCUUCGGCUACGACUCCCCAGCCCGCUCCGAAGACCUGAACCUUCAAGACACCAAGGCUUACGGCGGCCCCAACCACCUCUCAGCAGGCAUCCAGCACGGUAGCUGGUCCAUCCACACCAAGCCUGGCAAAGCGCCCACGGACAGCUUCGUCACGAGCAGCCAGACGGCCAAUAUCAGAGAAGAUCUCAAGUACACCAAAGAGGACAUUGCGGCGGUUGAAGAGUGGGUCAAACGCCACGUGGAGACUACUUGGCACAGUCUCGGCACGUGCUCCAUGGCCCCCCGCGAAGGCAACUCCAUCGUCAAACACGGCGUCCUGGACGAACGCCUCAACGUGCACGGCGUCAAAGGCCUCAAAUGCGCCGACCUGUCCAUCUGCCCCGACAACGUCGGCUGCAACACUUACAGCACGGCGCUGCUGAUUGGCGAGAAGGCGGCUAUGCUGAUCGCGGAGGACCUCGGGUACAGUGGCGACGCGCUGAAGAUGGAGGUGCCGGUGUGGCAUCAGGGGACGUACGAGACCACGGGGAGAGCGAGACUGUGA
This is a messenger RNA of Letharia columbiana, 1995 nucleotides long. RefSeq lists its product as uncharacterized. The transcript has 8 exons. The record is from RefSeq and is a predicted model, not a curated record. NCBI's taxonomy places the organism in Eukaryota, Fungi, Ascomycota, Lecanoromycetes, Lecanorales, Parmeliaceae. Gene Ontology annotation, molecular function: oxidoreductase activity, acting on CH-OH group of donors; flavin adenine dinucleotide binding. Bases 1 to 1995 code for a protein of 664 amino acids.